AUGGCUAUCUUACUUCAAACCGUGAUUGCUCUUCUCGGCCUGGCUUCCAUCUUCCUAUGUGACCUCGCCAGUGGUCUAUCUCUCACUGUUUCGAGCAAUGAGGGAAAUGCCUCCAGUCCACUGCUGUAUGGUUUCAUGUUUGAGGACAUCAACCACUCGGGUGACGGGGGUAUCCACGCCCAAUUAUUGAGAAACAACGGGUUCCAAGGAGAGAACGCAACAUUAACUGCUUACAGCGCCGUUGGUGGCGCGACUCUGGCCGUAGAUUCUGACAAUCCACUCUCACAGGCUAUUCAAAGGUCAUUGAAAGUUUCAGUUGCUGAAGGUGCCACUGGACAAGUCGGCUUCUCUAAUGAAGGGUACUGGGGCAUACAGGUGAACCAGGCCAGAUACACUACAGCCUUCUACAUGAAAGGCCAGUAUGAAGGCGACGUCACAGUCAAGCUUGUCGGAACGUCCGACGGUACGGAGUAUGGCUCGCGGACCGUUUCAGUAAGGAGCAAUUCCUCUGCAUACUCGCUGAUCGAGACCUCCAUCGACGCCAACCAAGCCCCAGACGGCAACAAUCUCUGGAUUAUCACCUUUGAUGCGGCGAAGGUGGCCGGAGGAGCCUUGAGCUUUGAUCUCAUUCAACUGUAUCCGCCAACAUUCCGCAACAGGUACAACGGACUGAAGCCGUUCCUUGCAGAGCCGUUGGAUGCCAUUAAGGGCUCUUUCUUGCGCUUCCCGGGCGGGAACAACCUGGAAGGCUCAUCCGAGAACACGCGGUGGAAAUGGAAUGAGACAAUCGGCCCACUCAAGGACCGUCCAGGUCGACAGGGGGACUGGACUUAUCCCAAUACUGAUGCUCUGGGACUGCUCGAGUACUUUUACUGGUGCCAGGACAUGAAUCUGACGCCUAUUUUGGUCGUUUGGGCCGGCUUCAGCCUGAACUCAGGCGGAAACACUCCGAUCACUGGUCCAGCUCUGGAGCCAUAUAUCGACGACGUCAUGCGCGAGCUUGAAUACAUCCUUGGAGAUACCACUACAGAAUACGGAGCAUUGCGCGCUUCACAUGGUCAAGCGGAGCCGCUCCCUCUUCCCUUCGUGGAGAUCGGCAACGAGGACAACCUCGGCGGGGGCAACCUGACAUACCCUGAACGCUUCAUGGCCUUCUAUGACAGGAUCCAUGCCGCUUACCCGGACAUUACCAUCAUCACCAGCCACGCUGAGGUGGAGAACCUUCCGGACCCUAGACCUGCCGGCAUUUGGAUGGACUUCCACACUUAUGCUGAACCUGAUCAGCUCGUCGCCAACUUCACUCAAUUUGACAAUGUUGAUAGGGCGUUUCCGUACUUCGUGGGUGAAUACGCUGUCAUUGACGACGCAGCGGGAGAGAGGCUUGAGUAUCCCAACAUGCAGGCUGCUGUUGCCGAGAGCGUCUAUGCCAUUGGUAUGGAGCGCAACUCGGACGUAGUCAAGAUGGCAGCAUAUGCGCCUCUGCUGCAGCAUCUGAACGAUUACCAGUGGACUCCUAACCUCAUCUCCUUCAACAAUGAUCCAGACGGUCUGGUUCUGUCGACCAGCUAUUACGUGCAGCAGAUGUUCUCCGUCAACCGCGGUCAUACCAUUCUGCCCGUCACAGCUGAUAGCGCUUUCGGACCCCUUUACUGGGUUGCGUCAAAAUCAGACGAUGGCUACCUUAUCAAGAUGUCGAAUUACGGCGGCGCCUCGCACGAUAUCUCUGUCGCUUUUCCACAGCCCUGCAGUGGCAUCUUGACUAUGCUUACCGGAGAUCAGAAUGCUCAGAACACCAACCUGACUACCAGUGUCACGCCCACAAUCUCUGACAUAAUGUCGGCUGACGGAAACCUUCACUUCAUCAUGCCUGGUUGGUCAGUGGUCAUUCUGGACGCAUCACCCUUGUGA
Molecule: messenger RNA, 1908 nt
Organism: Coniosporium apollinis CBS 100218
Lineage: Eukaryota; Fungi; Ascomycota; Dothideomycetes
Exons: 6
Coding region: 1-1908 (635 amino acids)
Biological process (GO): L-arabinose metabolic process
Molecular function (GO): alpha-L-arabinofuranosidase activity
Source: RefSeq, a predicted model, not a curated record